AUGUCCCACGCACAAACACGAAUUUGCCGGUCCAUUCUAGCCGAGCACUUUGGUCCUCUUGUCGAGAAAGUAUGCACUGUACUCCUUCAAAGAGGUCGUAGCAACAUGUCGGUCCUUGUUCGAGCCACUGACAUGCCGCCCCGGCAAAUACGAGAAAGCUUGUUUGUCCUCAUUCAACACAACAUUGUGACAUACGCGGAAGUUCCAGAAGGCACCCGCAUGGUUGUUUAUUAUCAAGCGGACGUCCGCAACAUCAUACUGAGAGACCGGUUUCCUUUGUAUAUCCGGACUGUUCAGGCAAGAUUUGGGGAGGAGAGCGAGAGAAUUCUUCGCGAAGUCUUGCGACACGGACGUAUCAGUUACCUCUUCCUUUCUCAAUCCAAAGCUACGAAACUCUCACGAGAACAGCUGAUAAAUUGGUUUGUUCGGUUGGUGGACGAAAAGGUUUUAGUGGAAUGCACGCACGACGACAGCCUUUCGAUCGAUGACAAGAGGAUGCAGGAGGAAGCGACAGAGGUCGCCAAGCGAGGUGGUCUUCCCUUAACUGCCACGGAAAUGACAAAAUUACGUCGAGACCUGGCGCAGAAGCGAGAGGUCUUGUAUGAUGAUACCCAAGACACUGGAACCAAAAGGAAGAUUGUACGCGAUCUCGAAGAAGUUGCACAUACGAAGUUUCAAAAGUUUGCGAACGAUGAUGGGGAGGAGCCCAUCGAUGGUACUAAAUAUUACCGAACAAAUUAUGAUCGGCUGCAUGUAUAUUUACGGAAUGAGGAAGUUGCUAAAGUUGCUGAGCAGCGAAUAAACAAAGGAGCGGGAGAAGUAGUUCGCAAGCUGCUGGCUUCCUGCGAACACAAAAUGCGUAGAUGCAAAGGAGAAUGGAAGUCGGACGCCGUCAGUCAGAUAAUGUUGGCUUCGACAUUGGAUCCCCAAAUUCCCCUGGCAGUCGACGACAGCAGCGCCAAUCCAGUGGUAGACUACUUGGAAGCCUUGGCGCAGGACGAUACUCGUCUCGUCUCUAAGGAGUCGGAGGGAGGGGGAGGACAGUAUGCUGUUAACUUGAAAAGAGCAGGAGAGGAAUUGAAAGCCAGGUUGAUGGAGUCAAUCGUCCAGGAAAAGUUUGGGGACGCGGCCCGACGGAUAUGGAGAAUUCUCCUAAUGAUGAAUAAAUUAAAUGAGAUGCAGAUUGCGAAGUUUGCCCUUAUACCCGUUAAAGAAGCGCGACAUUAUUUAUAUGCUAUGCUCAACUCUGGUUUGGCGUUUAUUCAGGACGUUCCCAAGACGUUGGACCAUUCCGCCGCCCGAACAUUCUUCCUUUGGUACGUUUCCGUACCACGGAGCACCACCAUAAUGAUUGAAUCCGCCUACCGAACGCUUGGCAAUCUUAAACAACGAAGAACGAAGGAAGUCGCUGCACGUGCUCGCUUAAUUGACAAGAUGCAGCGGCUAGACGUAAUCUCUGGAGAGGCUAGAUUGAGUGAAGGGGAGUUGAAAGCAGUGGCCCAGCUGAAUCAAGUUGUAGGGCAGUUGAUAUGCACUGAAGUUAGAAUGUCCCAAUUCCUCAUGAUUUUGCAGGAAUUUUGA
This is a messenger RNA of Spizellomyces punctatus DAOM BR117, 1581 nucleotides long. RefSeq lists its product as uncharacterized. The coding region runs from base 1 to 1581 and encodes 526 amino acids. Gene Ontology annotation, cellular component: RNA polymerase III complex. NCBI's taxonomy places the organism in Eukaryota, Fungi, Chytridiomycota, Chytridiomycetes, Spizellomycetales, Spizellomycetaceae. Gene Ontology annotation, molecular function: single-stranded DNA binding. The record is from RefSeq and is a predicted model, not a curated record. Gene Ontology annotation, biological process: DNA-templated transcription. The transcript has 5 exons.